GCGUGUGCGUGUGUGGUCAGCUGACAGACAGCCUGUCACAGCACCGUGGUUCCCUCCCUGACACACACUGGCAGCCCCUUAGCCCGUGCUCCUCCGUCGGACCGGGGUGGGUUAUGUUUCCCGGCGCCAAAACCGGAGACGGAGGUUUUCGCACCACCAACCUAUGGCGGCCGAAAUUCAGCCCCAGCCACAGGAUCGGAAGCCAUGUCUGGUGAGCAAAAUUGAGGCUUUCCAAGAUGUUGUGAGCACGGCGGUCAUCAUCCCUAAGGAAGACGGCGUUAUCAGCGUGUCUGAGGACAGAACAAUCCGGGUAUGGCUGAAGAGAGACAGUGGUCAGUACUGGCCCAGUGUCUACCACACAAUGCCCUCAUCGUGUACCUGCAUGUCCUUUAAUCCAGAAACCAGGAGGCUGUCCUGUGGGAUGGACACUGGGACUGUCUGUGAGUUCGUCUUGUCAGAAGACUACAACAAGAUGACCCCGGCUAACACCUACACCGCCCACCAGGGCAGAGUGACAGUGGUGCUAUUUGUGUUGGAGAUGGAGUGGCUUCUGAGCACCGGACAGGACAAGAGCUUCACCUGGCACUGUUCAGAGAGCGGCCAGCAGCUGGGGAUGCAUCGUACCGCCGCCUGGGUCACCGGACUACAGUUUGACGUAGAGACCAGACAUGCAUUUGUGGGGGAUCAGUCUGGUCAGGUGACCAUCCUGAAGCUGGAGCAGGACAGCUGCAGCCUCGUCACCACCUUCAAGGGACACACUGGUAACGUUACAGCACUGUGUUGGGACCCGGUCCAGCGGGUGCUGUUCUCUGGGAGCUCAGACCACUCCAUCAUCAUGUGGGACAUUGGAGGGCGUAAAGGCACCGCCAUCGAGCUGCAAGGACACAACGACAAGGUCCAGGGCUUGUGCUAUGCCUCACACACCCGUCAGCUCAUCUCCUGCAGCUCGGACGGAGGAAUUGUCAUCUGGAACAUGGACGUGGCCCGGCAAGAGACACCAGAGUGGUUGGAUAGUGACUCCUGUCAGAAAUGUGAGCAGCCUUUCUUCUGGAACUUCAAACAGAUGUGGGACAGUAAGAAAAUUGGCUUGAGACAGCACCACUGUAGGAAGUGUGGCCAGGCCGUGUGUGGAAAAUGUUCGUCCAAACGUUCCACCAUUCCCCUCAUGGGCUUCGAGUUUGAGGUGCGUGUGUGUGACAGCUGCCACGAGUCCAUCACCGACGAGGAUCGAGCUCCCACGGCCACCUUUCACGACAGCAAGCACAGCAUUGUUUACAUGCACUAUGAGCCCACCACGGGAUGCCUGCUCACCUCUGGGACUGACAAGGUUAUCAAGUUAUGGGACAUGACUCCGGUGGUGUCCUGAGGUGUGUGGAUGCCAAUCUGUCAGUCAACAGGAACGUUCACCAACUGAUGGUCUUUAUCGCCACAGUGGAAAAGGAAGGAACUCCACUGGUGUCAUCUGGAGAAUGUUUAACAGUUAAUGCACGUGAUGAUGCACGUUCACAGUGCAGGCCAGUUAAGCCUGGACCUGGAUCAGACCUCGGUUGUCCCAGUGUUACAGGUGGUUGUGUGUGCGUGUGUGCGUGUGCGUGUGCGUGUGCGUGUGUGUGUGUGUGUGUGUGUGUGUGUGUGUGGUUUGGAGGGCAUCUGUCAGUGUGUGUUUGUAUGCAUGUGUUCAUUGCUGUCGGGUGGAGGUGUUUGACCCGACACAGCUUGUUUACCUGGUUUUGAUGCAUUCCUCAUCCGAUUUCAUACUGGAAAACGUCCACAUCUGAACUCAGACACCAUUACAGUGAAGUCACUCACAAGCUCAAACCCACUCAUGCACGUUUUAGUCGGCUGCUGAUUCUCCACAGUGAGGGAGUUGUCCUGUCAGAAGUUAAUGCCAGUCAUUUCAGUCCAAAGCUGUGAUCACCUACAGCACAGGGGUCAAACAUAAGGUCCGUGGGUCAAAACCAGCCCACCAAAGGGUCCAGUCCAGUCCGUGGGAUGAAUUUGUGAAAUGCAAAAAUUGCAUGUCAAAAUCCUUUUAG
Sphaeramia orbicularis (orbiculate cardinalfish) is the source of this 2036-nucleotide messenger RNA. It is a transcript of the gene wdfy2, whose product is annotated as WD repeat and FYVE domain containing 2. Gene Ontology annotation, biological process: positive regulation of fat cell differentiation; positive regulation of protein phosphorylation. The record is from RefSeq and is a predicted model, not a curated record. Lineage: Eukaryota; Metazoa; Chordata; Actinopteri; Kurtiformes; Apogonidae. The transcript has 12 exons. The coding region runs from base 164 to 1366 and encodes 400 amino acids. Gene Ontology annotation, cellular component: early endosome. Gene Ontology annotation, molecular function: protein binding; metal ion binding.